Rhineura floridana is the source of this 1139-nucleotide messenger RNA. Its product is annotated as neuroguidin-like. Gene Ontology annotation, cellular component: small-subunit processome; nucleolus. The coding region runs from base 1 to 1002 and encodes 333 amino acids. The record is from RefSeq and is a predicted model, not a curated record. Gene Ontology annotation, biological process: maturation of SSU-rRNA from tricistronic rRNA transcript (SSU-rRNA, 5.8S rRNA, LSU-rRNA). NCBI's taxonomy places the organism in Eukaryota, Metazoa, Chordata, Lepidosauria, Squamata, Rhineuridae. The transcript has 9 exons.
AUGCGGCUGUCUACUUCCUCUAUAGCUGAGUUGCUAUUUCCUUUACAGGUCACCCUCGCCCUCUUCCUUUGCCCUCACACCCUGGCGCGUACCCUCAAAAUGAGGUUCUCGGGCCAGAAACCAGACUUUGUCACAACAGAUUUCCACUCUGACUAUUCAUAUACUUCCAGGCCUCUCUCUUUUUCUCAACCUCAGGGCCUCAGUUUCCUGGAAGUGAAGGACCAGCUCCUCCUCCUCUAUCUUCAAGAUCUCUCUCACCUGAUCCUGGAGAAAACCUCAGGGCGAUCCAUGGCCAACCACCCUGCCUUGCUGCGUUUGGUGGAAACCAGAACGGUCUUGGAGAAGAUGCGUCCCAUUGACCAGAAGCUGAAGUACCAGGUGGACAAACUGGUGAAAGCUUCUGUUACGGGGGCCCUGGGUGAAAAUGAUCCACUGAGGUUCAAGCCGAAUCCUGGCAACCUGAUGAGCAAGCUCAGUGACUCGGAGGAGAGUGAAGAUGGAGAAGCUGCUGGUGGCUCAAAGAAUUCUGGGAAGGGGGCCUCUAAAGGAGGGAACAGGAAAUACGUCCCACCCCGGCUGGUGCCUGUACAUUACGAUGAAACGGAGACCGAGAGGGAGAAGAAGAUGCUGGAGCAGGCCAAGAAGCGAGCUCUCAGCAGCUCCAUCAUCCGGGAGCUGAAAGAGCAGUAUUCAGAUGCUCCGGAGGAGGUUCGCGAAGGGCGCUACACUCACGCCACCAGGCAAAGCAGAGAGGAUGAACACCGGACCAACUAUGAGGAGAGCAUGAUGGUCCGUCUCAACAUGACGCGGAAGGAGAAAGCCCGCCGGAGGCGAGUGGGUGCCCUUAGCUCCCAGCUCAGCUCCCUCACCCACUUUGGGGACAUCAGCGCAUUGACUGGGGCAGCGGCCCCAUUGGGCGAGGAUUUAGCCCCCCAGAAGAAAAAAAGGAAGAAGGUCGGGACGAAGCGGAGAAAGCAGAAAAAAGGUUUCCACAAGAAGUGAUAAUCCCCCCCUCAGUACUUGGGAUCGAUCUCUACCAACCCCAAUAUCUUGGAUUUUCACACCUGUUGCCAUGCAUGAGGGCGAAAGGACAGAUUUGGUAACAAUAAAGCCGAAGCGCCAUCUUUUCCUGUCUAAAA